Messenger RNA from Staurois parvus, 416 nucleotides. NCBI's taxonomy places the organism in Eukaryota, Metazoa, Chordata, Amphibia, Anura, Ranidae. The record is from the annotation of a GenBank genome assembly.
UCUCUGAGAAAUAUAUGUACAGUAUAUAUACACUAUAUUGCCAAAAGUAUUGGGACAUCCCUCCAAAUCAUUGGAUUCAGGUGUUCCAAUCACCUCCAUGGCCACAGGUGUAUACAAUCAAGCACCUAGACAUGCAGACUGCUUCUACAAACAUUCUUGAAAGAAUGGGUCGCUCUCAGGAGCUCAGUGAAUUCAAGUGUGGUGCUGUGAUAGGUUGCUACCUGUGCAAUAAGUCCAUCAGUUAAAUUUCCUUUCUACUAAAUAUUCCACGGUCAACUGUUAGUGGCAUUAUAGCAAAAUGGAAGCAACUGAGAACAACAGCAACUCAGCCAUGAAGUGGUAGGCCAUGUAAAAUGACAAAGCGGGGUCAGCGCAUGCUGAAACGCACAGUGCGCAGAAGUCGCCAACUGUCUGCA